CGGGCACAACCACAAAAUAAAAGUUUACCUAUGUGGGAAAACACCAAAGAGCUAAUAAUAAACCAGAAAGAAAUAAGGAUGGAUAAGGCUGGGGAAGAUUGGAAAGGAUUAUGAAAACGACCUUAAGAAAUUCAGGCUGUUUAUUUGGAAGAUUCGCUAUUAACGUAACUGACUGUCAAGUUUACAACGCCUGAUCUUGUGACUGGUUUCCUGUUGCAGUGUUACCAGGGAAACCAGGUAAGCCCGAAGUACGCCCGGGAUCUAUCACAGCGGUCAUCAUGUGGGAGAAUGGAGACAGUGGUAAUGUGCCUUUUGAGAAGUUUGAGAUCCAGUCCGUCAAGGAUGACGUCACAGAAUUUACGACUCAAUGGGAAGCGAAUCCCGACGAUACUAAAAAGAACCAAUCAUUCGUUUACUACACGGUCGGAAACCUGAAACCUAACACUGGUUACCGGUUUAGAAUCAUCGCGUGGAACGAAGUGGGGGCCUCGGAACCAUCCGAGCCUUCAAACAAAGUAUUUACAGGUAGCGCUGAAGACGACACGGAAGAUUUCUACAAAGAGUGGUGGUUUAUACUACUCAUGGUCCUGUUCUUUGUUAUUCUCAUUCUUUUGAUCAUCGGUUUUGCUUUCAUUUGUUACCGCCGCAGGAAACAGGCAGAUCAAGACUCGUCUGGAGGCAUCUCCACCACUCAAAGCACUCUUGAGGUGAUGAGAACUUCAAGGAACGGAACGAUAAGGAGUGGAACUAUUCCCAGCGUUCAAAUUACUUACCGGGACGAUGCCGAGCCGGAAGAGGACGUGAGCAGCCUGGGUUCCAAGGAGGAGCUUUCAGACAGCGAUAGUGGAGUGUCAGAGGUUACUUACAAACGGAAACAAGAUGUUACCUUCGUGAACCACUACGCUAACAAUCCUAACCACAUGCAAUGGAGAAACUCGCUUGGUCGACCUAGGCCGACGUCAGACCGAAAUCUUAUCGAGCACACUACGGAAGAAUCCGACGCUCCCGAUGAAGUUCCGAUAUCGAGACCUCUUAAGUCGUUCUCUGUGACGUCAUUACCAAGGGAUCAUCGGGAUGGUCCACCCGCUUAUGACGGCCGUAGGUACUUGGCAAAAUCCGCUGAUCAGUUAGACCGCAUUGAACGGUCUCAACUUCCUCCCGAGGCGGUGACGUCGUUUAUGUCACCCGAGUACGAACAGAAGCAGAAGAGACCAGCUUAUCAUGAUCGCAGAGAACCUUACUCGCGCUCAAGGGCCCCGCGACCCACGGGACCGUUACGCAGGUCACGGGAUCAGAUAGAUUACAACGACGAUAGUAGUACGCCGCCACAGUCACCAACGCGCCCAAACACUGGAAACUUCCCUUACGUACCGAAGACAGAGAUUCAGAACCGAAACAGGAGAGAACCCAGAAGUAGCAGUUUUCGAAGAGCCCUUGAAUUCGACCCGAACCCGCGGGAUUCUGACGGGAGCUCAAAAUAUUCCGAUGCGGCCUCGUCAAGCAGCAAUGACCACCGAGAUAAUAGGACCCUUGUAAACUCGAGUGGUCCACCGAGAAUUCAGUAUGACGAGGAACCCGGUCGCAGGAGACGGCCACAACUGCCAAACCUGGCAGUACCAACACAUAAACAGUCGCGGUCCCGCAACCCGCCUUCUCCGUCCACUCCAAUAUCUCCAGCUCCUUCGUACCACACCGUAGACCCGGUAUAUGGCGGUAAGAUAUCUCCUGUACCGUCCCACAAAGGUUCAAGUCGAGACUCUCCUAGCGACCAUUCCGACGGAGGGAGAAAUCCUCCUCCAGUGAUGUAUCUGGACAGGAUGGGCCAUAAUAAUGACAAUUUCCAAUCCAGUGAACCGCAUAUUUCAUCCUAUUCUUCGUUCGUCUAGAGCUUUAAAUUAAGUUUUAAUUUAUAGUUGUUAGUUGCGAGGUGUAACCUCUUCCGAGAAACUUGAGCUAUAGGUCACUUGUAAAAGUCCAAAAACCUAGUCCAUCUGAGAGCAGAAAACUUGCGUAGAAUUUUUUUAAGGGGGAUGAAACCUGAUAUAUUCCCAAGAAGACGUUUUGUUAAUAGUAUUUAUAUUUUAAGUUUUUAACAAAUUUCGGUGCUUCUAAGCCCUAGUGUUUUUACUGUUACGUUUAGUUUUGUAUAAGCAUGUAAAUAUAUGUAAGGAAAGCAUAAAUGUAAAUGUUGAAUGCUCUAGUAUUUUUAUAUCGUAGCAUAACAAAGUGUUGUAAAUUUGUCUUAUUUUUAUAUCCAUUCGCUGAAGCUUCUCUAAUGAUCGCUUUGAAUAGAUAGCUUGUUUAAAGUGAUUGCAACAGCAACUUAAGAUGUAUUUUUAAUGUAAAUACUUUAAGAAUGUAAAUCAAACUCUACAAGCCGUUGUUCGUGAUUACAGUAAAACGAGAAUCUUCGUAGGUAGGUUGUAUAGUUUUAAGGGCUAGGUAUUUAUAUAUUACGUGACAUAGUUUUUUCCUUUUUUUCCUUUUUUUUUUCUUUACGUGACAUAGUUACAAACUCAAACCUGAACGACUUGUUCACAGCAUUUACAUGUGACACUCCCACCUAUUUUUACGUCGGAUUUUUGUCACGUACUAAAAUAACCUUCAAAUCGGAGAAAAUAAUAGCUUCCUAAGAUAGAGACACACUAAAGAGAUAUAACAGACGAAAAAGGAACAAUGAUAGCUAUUAAGAAUGGGAGGCUUGA
This is a messenger RNA of Orbicella faveolata, 2705 nucleotides long. RefSeq names its product protein sidekick-2-like. Gene Ontology annotation, biological process: homophilic cell-cell adhesion; synapse assembly. NCBI's taxonomy places the organism in Eukaryota, Metazoa, Cnidaria, Anthozoa, Scleractinia, Merulinidae. Gene Ontology annotation, cellular component: synapse. The record is from RefSeq and is a predicted model, not a curated record. Gene Ontology annotation, molecular function: protein binding.